AUGGCGAAUCUAAAGAAUAUGCUCAUUCGCUCGUGCGUCGUAGCAGUUACCCUGCUGACGGAGGGGAUGAAACAUAAACUGGGGCUCUCACUAAUCCUCUUUUUCAACGCCCCAGGAAUAAGGGCAAACGAUUGGUUCCAUGACUGGAAGAAUGACCUGUUGGGGGAAAAGGAGAAGAACUUCCUGAAAGGAAUUGAAGAGAAUUGGCCGCUAGGAUGGGGGAAGGAUUUGUUAAACGGCCUUGAAAACACCUUCCAAAAUAGCUUCCAUGACAGCUGGCUAGGAGGAAUAAAAAAUGACCACAUGUUAAUGGAUUCGAUCAACGUCAUUCUCGAACAUGCACCCAUGAAGAAUAGACAAAUUAUAAGUCAACACAUUAACGAAUUACUAAGUGGAAGGUAUAAUGAAAUCAGCCCCAAAAAUCUCCUACAUAGAAUUUCAAAUAUUAUAAAAAAUGGAAAAUCCCAAACUUUAUGUGAUGAAAACAAGUCCUUUAUCAUCCUAGGAAUACCUCACUUAAUUUUUGGCUCCGAUUUAUUCAACGAUUUAAAAAUGGAAACUAUAAAUUUUUUAAUAAAAAAUAUUACCAAAAAUUUGAAUGUUUGCCAAUUACAAGUGCAAGGAGCUGACGUCUCUAAUAUAACUAAUGGUUGCCAAUCAGACAUGGACAAGCAAAUAAUUUUUGAUGAUAAAAAACCAGAUGGAGUGGUGGUACGUGCGAAAGGGCUGAACCUAUCCCCCAGUAAUCAAUUCUUUAGCAGUCUUCUACAAUGCUCUGUUGAUAAUUUAGGGUCAGGGGAAAAAACCAUGAUCUGUGUGCAGGAACAGCUAGCCAAACAGAACUUAAAACUUUCGGAUACUUGUUCUACUUGCUUUAAAGAAUCCGUUGAUUGUGGAAAGUCCAACUGCUGGCUGCCUUGUCUAUUUGGCAACCCAUGCGCUGACAGGUGUUACCAGUGUGCCACCGACAGCUGCAACAAGGACCUCAUUCGAUGCAGUGGCUUGGAUAACCUCCCUGGCGCAUGCUCUUGA
Messenger RNA from Plasmodium coatneyi, 1032 nucleotides. RefSeq lists its product as uncharacterized. The transcript has a single exon. Lineage: Eukaryota; Apicomplexa; Aconoidasida; Haemosporida; Plasmodiidae. Bases 1 to 1032 code for a protein of 343 amino acids. The record is from RefSeq and is a predicted model, not a curated record.